CCGACGUAAGCACGCACUCGUCUUCUCUUCUCUUCGCCUUCCCCCACACCUCUCCCGUGGUCGUCCUUCUGUCCUCGCAUUCAUCCUCAAGCCCCCGCGCUUGUUCGAUUUCUGCUAUUUUCUGCUCUAAGGAGACCGUUGAUUCCUUGUCUUUUUCUUUGGGUUUGUUGGAGCUAGGGUUUGGGUUCGUCGAUGUCGGUUGCGGAGCUGAAGGAGCGGCACAUAGCCGCGACGGCUACGGUCAAUUCUCUGAGGGAGCGGUUGAAGCAGAGGAGGCAGUUGCUUCUUGAUACUGAUGUGGCGGCGUUUGCUAAGAGCCAAGGGAGAUCGGCGAUCAGUUUUAACUCCACGGAUCUGAUUUGCUGCAGGACCUUGCAGGGCCACACUGGCAAGGUUUAUUCAUUGGACUGGACACCUGAAAGGAAUCGGAUAGUUAGUGCUUCACAAGAUGGGAGACUGAUUGUAUGGAAUGCUUUAACGAGUCAGAAAACACAUGCUAUAAAACUUCAGUGCCCCUGGGUCAUGACCUGUGCAUUUGCGCCGAAUGGGCAGUCUGUUGCAUGUGGAGGACUUGACAGUGCCUGCUCUAUUUUCAAUCUCAAUUCUCAAGUUGACAGAGAUGGCAACAUUCCAGUUUCAAGGAUACUUACCGGGCACAAGGGCUAUGUGUAUUCUUGUCAGUAUGUUCCAGAUCAAGAAACUCGCUUGAUUACCAGUUCAGGCGAUCAAACAUGUGUUCUGUGGGAUGUCACAACUGGCCAAAGGAUUUCUGUUUUUGGUGGUGAAUUUCCUUCAGGACACACAGCUGAUGUAUUGAGUGUCUCAAUUAACAGUUCAAACUCGAACAUGUUUGUCUCUGGUUCAUGUGAUAUGACUGCUCGAUUAUGGGAUACUCGAAUUGCUAGUCGGGCAGUUGGGACAUACCAUGGUCACCAGGGUGAUGUUAACACUGUCAAGUUCUUCCCUGAUGGGCAGAGAUUUGGGACUGGCUCUGAUGACAGUACAUGCAGGUUAUAUGACAUGAGAACUGGGCACCAGCUUCAGGUGUACAGUCAACAGCAUGAAGGUGAUGACAAUGAUGUUCCAAUUGUCACAUCCAUUGCGUUCUCUAUAUCAGGAAGACUUCUAUUCGCUGGAUACUCCAGUGGUGACUGUUAUGUGUGGGAUACACUAAUGGCUGAGGUGGUUCUGAAUUUGGGAACAUCUCAGAAUUCUCAUGAGGCCCGCAUAAGCUGCUUAGGUUUGUCUUCUGAUGGUAGUGCUUUAUGCACAGGAAGCUGGGACAAGAACUUAAAGAUUUGGGCGUUUGGAGGGCAUAGGAAGGUUAUCUGAGUCUCGUCAUUGGUAUUGAUGAUGCGAGCCUUUGAGGAUAUCAAUGUGAAGCUUAACUUGCACUACUUGCAAAGAACAAACGUUGCACGCACGUUGGAGUCAGUUUGUUGUAUCCUCGACUCAAGUAGGAAAUCUCCUCAUAUCUUUCCCCCUCAUAUUUUCUGCUUGUUGUGGUGCAUUCUGUAAUUCUGUUGUUAUUACUCGGAAGGAAUUGUGAUUCAAACUUUGUUGUUCUUUCUGAUGUCUUUGUGCUCUUUCUGGUGUUUAUCAUGGAUAAGCACUAAUCUAAAUUUGUUUACAUCUCUUGUGCUAAAGACUUUUCGGGAUUUA
Molecule: messenger RNA, 1662 nt
Organism: Musa acuminata AAA Group (dessert banana)
Lineage: Eukaryota; Viridiplantae; Streptophyta; Magnoliopsida; Zingiberales; Musaceae
Product: guanine nucleotide-binding protein subunit beta
Exons: 7
Coding region: 193-1332 (379 amino acids)
Biological process (GO): G protein-coupled receptor signaling pathway
Cellular component (GO): cytoplasm; heterotrimeric G-protein complex
Molecular function (GO): protein binding; signaling receptor complex adaptor activity
Source: RefSeq, a predicted model, not a curated record